AUGGAAGCUGAUGCUGAUAUGGACUUCAUGGCAUUGGAGCAGACUGUGAGCACCGGACUGGACAACUUGUACCAAGCGGGAAAUCUGCAAAAGGACGGACCAGUGACACUGCCCAAUGGUCACUUGGCCAGGAGCCAGCCUGGACCAUGGGCCACAUCAGUGAUCCCGAGGUCACAGCCUGUUCACAUACAAGUAAAAAGGCAGCUAAAGGAGGAGGAGCUUCAAACAACAUCACUCCCAACUAUCCCGAAUCCUUUCCCCGAACUCUGCAGCCUGUCAAAUUCCCCAAUCCUCAACAAUGAGUCCAAACCUCCAGCAAGUGGAGACAUACACGUUAUUACUAUCUUCAGUGAAGAUGGAAUGAAGAGGUCACUUGAGGUCACAGCUGCAGUGAAAGCGCAGGAUGUUUGUCACAUCCUGGUCGAGAGGAAUCGCUACCUCAAUGAGGACAGCUGGACCCUGGUGGAGGCUCACCCCAACAUUGCACUGGAGAGGUGCCUAGAGGAUCAUGAGUCAUUGAUUGAGGUGCAGAAAACCUGGCUGAAUAACAGUGGCAGCAGGUUCAUUUUCAGAAAACAUUAUGCAAAAUAUGAAUUCUUCAGGAAUCCCGAGCCAUUUUUCCCAGUGCAAUUGGUAGCAGGAAGUCUGGAUGCCAAUGCAGGAGUUCCACACUCACAGCUUAUACAGAAUUUUCUAAAUGCUCAGAACUGUCCCGAGAUUCAGGGUUUUCUCCACAUUAAGGAUAAAGGAAAGAAAACGUGGAGACGUUUGUAUUUCUUCCUGAGGAGAUCUGGGCUGUAUUACUCCACAAAGGGGAUGUCCAAGGAACCGAGGCACCUUCAGUAUUUUGCCGAUGUGAAUGAGAGUAACAUUUACACAAUAACAAACAGAAAGAUGUACAACACACCAACAGAUUUUGGAUUCUGCAUAAAGGUAGAAGAGAGAGAGUGUGCCUGUGUAUACAACUGA
Molecule: messenger RNA, 969 nt
Organism: Rhincodon typus (whale shark)
Lineage: Eukaryota; Metazoa; Chordata; Chondrichthyes; Orectolobiformes; Rhincodontidae
Product: growth factor receptor-bound protein 10-like
Exons: 8
Coding region: 1-969 (322 amino acids)
Biological process (GO): signal transduction
Source: RefSeq, a predicted model, not a curated record